Molecule: messenger RNA, 14407 nt
Organism: Harpia harpyja (harpy eagle)
Lineage: Eukaryota; Metazoa; Chordata; Aves; Accipitriformes; Accipitridae
Gene: C5H8orf76
Product: chromosome 5 C8orf76 homolog
Exons: 5
Coding region: 1181-2287 (368 amino acids)
Molecular function (GO): protein binding
Source: RefSeq, a predicted model, not a curated record
CUGUGUCAGCAGGCCAGGGAUGUUCACGUGAUUUUUCUUAUUAAGGCGGAUGCUCUUUAUUAUCGCAUUUAAAAUAUUUGGGGUGGGAAGAGUAGGGGCAACUAGGAACCACCUCCCUGCUGAAGUCCCUGUCAGUUGGACAUCAUGCUUUGUGGCUGCUUUUAACAUGUGCCUUAUCCUCAGAGAAGAAGGGUCUGAGAUGAGCACUUUCUGUUGAGCUCUGCAUCUCUCUAGCAAGCCUGACUUGCUGUCACUCACAGAAGCUCCCCGCCAGAGGCAGUGCUGCUGUCUUGCAUUGGCAUGACUCAUCGCACCCGCCUACUUCAGCUGUUGCGCUGCAGCUGGAGGGGCUAAAGACCCGGUCUUCCCUGCAGGACCUAGCAUCAUGCCCACAGACCUAUCCCCACCUGAGAAAAAGAUGUUUUUAAGGCGGUAGAAUCGUUCCUGUGCUGUAGCUUAUGACAGUCCUGAAAAAUUACAUCCCUAGCUGAAUUAGUGACCUAUGCACAGGCCUGGAGAUGAGCGCUAGUAGUCAGUACAGCUUGGUGUUUGGCCAAAUAGUUUUACUCGGUUUGGUGAAAAAAUGGGGGGGGGGGGGGGAGAAAAAAAGAAUGCUUAUUCAAGAAUCUGUCAGCUAAUGAGGGAGUUAUGAAAAGCCCUGGAUUAUGCACACAGUCACCUUUUUUUAAACAGUUACCUUUUUUGUUUACAGUGUUAUCAACGAUUCCAAAAUGCUGCAAUUCAGUCGAUAUUUUCACAAGAGACCAGCUGGCCUUGUGGGUUGUUUCCCCUCUCCCAGCCUCCUCUUCCCAGCCCCUUCCAUCUUCCAUUUGUUUUCAUAACAAUACUGUCAACUACUAUUUUUAAGAAUUUAAAAUACCAAGCCACUUUGUGCACUGCCUUAUUUUUCUUUUUAUGCCAGCAAGUUCCCUCUAGAAUGAUGUUAAAUUGCUCCCUGUGGACCUGGCGUUGCUUUGAAAUACUGCUGGUGGUGGUCUUCAGUCUGUCGGAUGGUGGUUUCUAACAUUUUUGGUUGUUAAAUGACUUGUUGCACUUCAAAUACUGUAAAAUGAAACCUUUGAAUAUAUUUAUAUGUUUCUACUGCUAUGAUGUUGAACUAUUAGCAUUGUGACUAAUUCCUCUCCCAUGUGUGUUUCUUUACAGUCUCAGUGCUGAGCUGAUGUUCAUUACCUUAAAAUAUUUAUUUGGUAGAAGAAAGAAAAGACAGAAAAAGGGAAAGUGUGUGUCGCACCUAGUUGAUUUGUGUCUUUGGGUGAAAAUAAAGAAAGCCCUGUGUGAGUACUCGAACUGCUUACUAGUCUUACCUCCCAGUAACAUUGCAAUGAGACGAGAUGUCCAAGAGGGUCAGGCUCGGUGUUUAUGUCGCCUGGGAAGGCACAAGGAGGCUCUGGAUAUUGCAGAAAAAUUGAGAAACGGCGCUACUAACACAGAUCACUUAACAACGGUUCUCAACCUGCAGUUUGCCAUUUACCAGGGUAUGGAAAAUGUAGAAGAAAAGAUCACGUGUCUGCAGCAGCUGAUCUGCUUACAUCCUUUCAACCCUUGGUACUGGAAGUUACUUGCUGAAUCUUAUAUGAGCCUUUUACAGAGUUUGUCUCCAUUAGUCAUUCCAGAAACAAAUCUAAAUCAGUCUGAACAGGUUAGUGUAAGUGAUAGUAGUUUCAAAACAUCAGCUGGAAGAGAGAUUAAUUUGCAGCCUCACAGAUCAGAUGGCCAGAAAGAAGGCCCUUGGUCCAGCCUUGCUACAGAAACAAAGAGGGAGAAUGCCGUGACUUGUAGCAGCAGCCAAGCUGUAAAAGAUUUCCUCUGCACUUCAGAAGAACUGGAAAGCAUGGAUGAAGGGAAACACACAGCCUCCGAGUCCUGGGAGCAGAACAUGUCGAAGAGAGUUGGGAUAAAGGCAUGUGCCUCGUUUAUUAGAGCAAGGCUUUUACUUCAACUUAUCCAGUUGCAACAGUCGUCCUUUGCGCUAGAGAAUAACAUAAAAGGCCAAAAAGAAAUUGAUGACAAGGUGGCACAACUUGGUUUCAAUGAAAACUCCAUGGUGUUGAUGACCAAGGUUAUGGGGCAGGAUCUUAUACCAGAAAAGCUAAAAGAGGAGUUUCAGGGUGAGGUAAAAUGCAUAGGCCCUUCAGCACUGUCAUCAUUGGUAACUGCAUCAGCCACAGAAUUUGAAAUCAAAUGGUUCGGUAAUCUCCAAGAUGAUUUAUGUCACUUUGAUAGACAAUUCUAUUCAGAUACAGGUCUCCCACCUUCGGUAACUUAAAGGUUUUGUUGUAUUUAUUCUCAUAUCUCCAAAUAAUUAUGGAAUGAUAUAUGCAAUAAAGUUAAUAUUACAUUUUUUAAGAAUUAUUAUUGUAUAUCUUUUAAGAAUAUAUGUAUAAAUCUCUGCAUUUAAACUCUUAACAUCUCAUCUUCUUCUUUGUUCACUGAUUUGUUUGUAUUUAAAGUAGUAAGGAAUCCGAUAUAAAAUCGAGCUUUCACUUCAGCUUUCAGAGGUAGCUUUCCAUCAUAAACCUCACCAUGCUGUGAUUGGAGCACCUGUGAUUUUUUGAGGUCUGCAAUGCCAGUGGGGUGGAAGGCUUCCUUUAUGAUGUCCAGUUUGAAAGUUUCUUGGUGUCAAAUUCUAUGUUGUUGCAUUUAGACCCAUGGAAUUAGCCAUUUUCUUAAUUAAUUUUUUAAAUAUUUCUUGAUUAAGUGACAUUAUAGUGGUUUAUUGUUCAGAGAUGGAUAGCUAGGAAUCUUAAAUAUAUUUAUGCUGAGAAAUUGUCAAUGAGAAUAAUUCCAUAUGUUUUAGGAAAAAAAAUCUAAGUGGCAAGUGUUGAACCUAGAACCGGAAGGAGGUUUUCUUUCUUCAAAGCUAAGAGUUUUUAGGAGGCGUAGAACUAGCUAUAGUCUUGUCUUCAAUGUGCUUAGAUGAGGGAGGAGAAAAACUGUCAACGUUGUUUAUAUGCACUGAAGAGUGUUUAGUCAGAUCAUACCCUUUGUAAAACCCUGCAAGGAAGAAGAUCUUUGGUGUGAAAACUGGCAGUGUUGUUUCUGCAUCAUACAGCUCCUUAUGUUAUGCUUUCAGUUGAUAAUGACACCACUUUGCUUUACUUUCUGAAGCAUCAGUGCUAUGUGUUUGGGGCUUCUACAGAAAAAGGCAGAGAUUAUCUUGUAGUUUCUUUUGCUUGAAAUAAUUUACAUUUGAGGCAAACAAGGUGUGUUCUUCCCCCAUCUUCUCUUAAACUGAGACAUAAAUUCUUCAUAGCAUUUUGUAAAAGUGUUCUUUAAUGGAUAUAGUUUAAAACCAGGAAUCUCUUAGAUGUAAUUUGCUGUGACUUUUCUUCAUGUUUUCCUGUGUUUUCUUCCUGAAGUAGUAAAGAGUGCUGAAACUUUAAAUAACUCACAAUUGAAUGGUAAUUCACCACAUGUGAACGCACUUUGUAUCUGCUACUUUUAGGUGAAUUUUAAAGCUUUAAGAUACUGGUUAGGGAACCUGUGACUAACCCUUGGUAUGGUAUAGCCCUCUGCCAAGUUGGCUGUGAAACCUCUCCGGAAAAAUGGAAUAUCGCCUUCAGCCAUGUCAAAUUAUCUUUGAUAGUUUGGUGACUUAAUGCGAUUAAACCACAUCCUGGUCAGCUCGUUACGAAAGAUGAUGACUUGGCAAGUAUACUUGGGUAAGCAUUAACGCACUCAUAAUGUAUUACAGAAUAUUUGGUUUAGUCAUGCGUGUGCUUUGCUAGGUGGAAAUUUUUGUGUGCGUGUGUAGAGCACUAUAUUUGGAUGGCAGUGGAGCCUGCCUGAAGGGCUGGAGAUGCUUUUAAGACUAACUGGUGUCAUAAGUUUUCAGUAGAGCCUGUCCAUAACGUGCUGUAAAUUAAUUACAAUGUUGGCAUCAACAGUAGAAUGUCUUACAGCACAGACGUAGCAAACAUGGAAAGCUUAAUGCCAAAUAUGUCAGCAGUAUGUCUCCCGGUUUCCUCUUAAACUUAAGGUCAUGAGUACCCACAUAAAAAGGCUAUAAUUUGUUUUGCCACAGCUCUCGAGUAGGUUCAGUAGUUAGGACACCAGAAAACAGCUUUUGUGGAACCAGGUCUGUAUAGAUAUUUAAUGGGAACUUGCCAAAUGAUUUGGCUCCACAAUUUAGAAGGUGGAAAUAGCAUUGGAGCUGUUUUAGCAGCAAAUUAAAUACUUGCCAAAUGUCAUUUUGUGACUGAGAUGUCCGAAAUACACAGUGGCUAGCCAGGGUGAUUUGGAAACAUUUGGUGUGUGUGCAGAUUGUUUGACUUGAGGUUGUCUCUUAGACUGGGAACAUAACGGUUAACUCCCUACUGGCUCCAGGAGUGGAAGGCAAGUGGCAGUUCUUAAGAACAGGCAGUAUUUUUCUCAAACAUAACAAUAAAGCAAAAAUGUUGUUUUCUUUGCAGUAGUUAAAACCAACAUGAAUGUUGUUCUGAAUGUGUUGCAUAGUUACAGUUCCAAAUAACCAGUGUUUAUUGCACUGGGGCUAUGAAAUAUUCCUUUGUCCCACUUGUGCCUGGCUAUCUCUCAUCUCAGCUACUUCAAUUCCUCCUUUUUUGGCCUGCUCCUCACUUUUUUAGCAUGCCACUUCUAACUCUAGUUUUCUGUUUUGGAUCAUAUCUCAUGAGGGGCUUUGCAUUUCCAUCUUGCAUUUGAAUGCUUCAUCGUUGCUUCUAUGUUCUGCAUAAUUCUACAUCUGCCUGUAAUAGAUUUCUUCAUGUUUUGGCUCUUAUGAUAUUAUUAUUGGUAUUAGUACAUGCACUGGUAUUCCACGCUGAGUUAAAUAGCAAAUUUUAGUGUUGCAAACUGCAAGUGAGAUUCCGUUAAUGGUUACUGAGGUUUGAUUUUGUUAUUUUAGCUCUUGGCUUGUGUUACAGACGCUUCGGGAAGGACCCUCUGACCCUGGUUCUGAUGCUUCUGAAAUGAUUGCUGUGUACAAACACAAUCUAGUUGUGUGUCUUGAUAUUGAGUGUUUGAACAGUGCUGGUUUUGAGGUGAGGGAACAUGUUAGUGCUGUAACUAGUGACAUUAACACAGUUUUCUCCAUCACAGAAUCAUAGAAGCGUUUGGGUUGGAAGGGACCUUCAAAUAUCAUCUAGUCCAACCCCCCUGCCAUGGGCAGGGACACCUUCCACUAGGCCAGGUUGCUCAAAGCCCCAUCCAACCUGGCACUUCCAGGGAUGGGGCAUCCACAGCCUCUCUGGGCAACCUGUUCCAGUGUCUCACCACCCUCAUCGUAAAAAGUUGCUUCCUUAUGUCCAGUCUAAAUCUACUCUCUUUCAGUUUAAAACCAUUGCCACUUCUCCUGUCACUCCCCCUCCUCAGCAUAACAGGGAAAGAGAAAAUAAGAUGAAAAAAAAAAAAAGGACCUGUGGGUCAAGAUAAAGGCAGUUUAAUAAAGAAAAAGGAAAGGCUGUGUAUGGAAGCAAUGGAAAACAAAAGAAAUUAUUCUCUACUUCCCAUCUGCAGGCAAUGUUAUUGUAAAAAUGAGUAUGGGAAUAGUCUUAAGAUCACUCUUAAGGAAUCAAGAGUUAUAACAUGGGGUCCUGCUCAUGCUCCCAGCUGAGAGGGACCUUUACUGCUGGCAAUAACAAAAGAGUUUUAGCUAGUGCCUACUUCUCCUGCCCUCUUUCCGGUACCUGCACACAAACUAGAAGAAAAAUGCAAGCAAAUCCAUUUUGGUAACAAUUUGGCGACCCAGGUGGGACUCUGCAGGUUCCCGACCUGUUGAGUGUGGUGGUGGCAUACGACACAGCCAGUGCUGGGUGAGUUCCCUGAUUGUCCUUGUGGGAUCCGCAUUCCCUGGGGAGGAACUAAAACUGGGGGCAGCAUCAGUCAUGCGGGGGUUCAAUAGAUAAGGUAAAACAGGGUUCGCCGCUGGCAGAAAUUCUGGGAAACCGGAAGAAAAUUGACGGUCCUUUAGGACUCAGUGAAGCUUGAACUGUAGUUCUCUGUUGGGAUGAGUGGCCAGCUGGAACUCGGGACGGGACACCCCCUGAGCCCUGGCCCCUGGGAGGUUCAUUUGAUGUGAGUAAGGUGACCUUCCUGCCUCAUAUGCGAUACGCGAUAAGGCGGAAUUGCCUUAUAUGGUAAAUCCAUGCUGACUACUUCCCAUCGCCGCCUUGUCCUUCACAGGACAACUUGGAAGUUGUUUCCAGGAUCUGUUGCUCCAUCACUUCCCCAGGGACAGAGGUGCAGCUGGCAGGCCUAGCAAGGGUCAUGGAAGGGGGCUGCAUGGGACUGUGGUGUGCAAUGGUCCAGGAAGGAGGAAAGCCCGGGUGCUCUUUAUUUUCUAGGAGGAGCAACAGGGGCAGACCAGGGCAUGUUCUUUUUUUGAAAAAAAAGCAGGCUGUUGAAGAAGCAUUCAGUGAAAUGCUCCCGAGGACCACAAGCACAGGGGAUGUCCUGGAGCAUGUGCCCCUCUGGGUGCUUUCUGUGUGAGCAGCAAUUGCACAUGAGGUGUGCUCCAUUAGCAGUCGUACAGCCGGGCAUCAGGCUUCGCACUCAGAAGUGCCUUAAUGGGGAACGCUCGCAGGACACCAGCAGAAGCACCUCAGCCAGAAGACCUGCAGGGCCGGUUUGGGCUGGGGAAGGGAUGCGGGGACACUCUGGAAAGCCCUGGCCAAGCCCAGCCUAUUCAUUCAGCUUACUGCCAGAGUGCGAACGCAGGGGCAGCAGUGGGUUCGAGGUGCCCUGCAAACAUCCUUUCCUGGCACGUGAGUGAUGCCUGUGCAGAGGGUCCCUUGGGCAGUGCCACUUUGUUUGGCUUCGCUCUCUGCUCCCCACGGUGAGGACAUGCACAGCAACCAGCCCUGACAGGAGGGUCCCCAUCACUGCCAACAGCAGUGGUGCUCUGACAUGGCAGAGUUGCCCUCCAGAAGGCCCCAGGGGCCUCUGCUGGGCUCUGCAGGGGCCCGUGUGGGGCCCUAAUGACCCUCCAGAGUGCCUCGGGGCCUUAUUUGGGCUUUGCUGGUGCCCGUUGGAGGCCUCUGCUGCCCUCCAGAGAUCCCUCCAUUCUACAAAACUCUAAAAGUCUAAAAAAAAUCACUUUUAAGUACCAAUUCACUUCUGCAGAUAUUCUGGAGGUUGGUAUAGGCUAUGUUUAUUUAUGCAUUUCAGCCCCUACCACCCACAUCUAGAUCCUCUUCAUCUUCCUCCAGAAUAGGCGAGAGACCAAAAAUAUAAUGAUGAGGAUCAUUCCAGUUCUCGCUUUCUAGGUUGUCAUCUGAAUAGUCCUCAGCAAAAUUAGAGGGGAUGAAUCCUCUUGUGCCAUCUGCCAGCUCUCCCACAGAUCAACCGUCUUCAUCCACCUGUCCAAAGACAUAAACAGAUUGUCCAGUAGUUUGAGGAAGCUCUAGUUCAGGCUGCUCACUGGGACCAUCAAAAGGAGGGUACUGUAUCGAGCUAUGAAUGCUCAAAGCUUUCCUGGUCGUUGUCCCAGAGCCUGCAGGAUGACGGACUGUUUAUCUGCUACCGGUGCUUCUGUCUCACUUGCAGGACCCAGGAGUGUCCUCUGCCCAAGCUGACUGAGGGGCUCUGAACCCAAUUCUCUGGUUCACUUGCCGGGGCUCGAAACAGUUGCCUGGCUUCUCCGUGGUCCCUUUUUAUUUCUCACUGAGCGCUUUCUGCCAUGUCUCUCACAGCUUUCAGUUUGGUCUCUGCGGCUUCCAAUCAGGUUUGAAGACAGCUGAUGGCUUGGAUGGCAGAAUUUCACUCCUCUGCCACUCGUGUCAGUUGCCCCCUCAGGUCAGCAUUUUCAGCUUGAACCUUUUCUGCCCAGCACGUCUGCCCAUGGAGGCAAGAAUUUUCUUCAGCCAGUCUGGUGUUUUCUUCCGUCAUCUCCAGAAGCUGCACCUCUAACUCCUCGCACCUGAGCAGCUGAGGCUGCUCACCUAAUGUGAGCCCUCAUCGCUUGCAGCCAGUUGAGCCCGGAGCUCCUCAGCCGCCUGUGGCCAGGCUUCGUUCUGCUGGUCCUGUGCCACCAGAGCUCCGGCAUGCUCUCUUCUGUCUCCAGCCCUCUGCUGAGGAAACGAUUUCACGGCCGGUUCCUCAGCGGAGCUUUGGAUGGGCAGCAGCACCGGAGUACUUAGCAGGUGCCUGAUGGUCUCCUGCAGAUGCCUGCAUCUUUCUUUCAGCUGCUCGGUGAGGGCAGCUAGCUGAGCAUAUUUUUGCUGGAGCCUCUCUGCCUCCUUGCAUGCUUCUGGAGAGCUUCUCUUUCUCAGGAUGUGGUUCUCCAUCUCAAGGGCACCGCGUUGCCUCUCCAGGUCUUGCAGGGCCUGCUGCCAGCGGGCGUUCUGCUCCAGCAGCCGCUGCAGGCGCUGCCAGGAAGCACCGAGUCUUCCCCCGCAGGCUCUGGCACCUGGAGCGGAGCAUCUGCCACAGCCCGGCGUGUCGUCUGCUGCCCAGCGCUGUGGCUUUCGGGGGGUCUCUCUCUGGUAGUGCCGGCCGGAAAGACCGAGGCUCGAUCUGGUGGCUGGCCGGCUCCCGCCAGCACUCCUCCUUCCACGCAGGGUGGCCGGGGGCCCACGCCAGGCCCCGGCGGGGCGAGGGGCAGCUGCGUGCCGCAGGCCCCCAGCCCGCACCAUCCCGCCUCAUGGCUGAAGGCUCGGGGAGGCAGGGGGGGACAGGACAGGCCGUCGGCCGCCGAAUGCUGCUGCCAACAGUCACCACCAGCCGCCUUCCCUGGGUCUGCGAGGGGCGGCAAACCCCUGACCCCGCGCCGGCCGCUGCCUGCCUUCACCGCGCGGGAGCAGAGACGGCGUCUGCCGUGGGCCGGGUGCGGCCUUAUUAUAGUGUAUCGUAUACACCAUAUUAUAGUGUAUUAUACACACAGUGGAGAGGUGGGCUGAGUGGGCACCUGGCAGCCAGCCAAGGCCAACCCACCGCAAAGGCCAUACACGUUUUUAUCGCAACUUUGCCGCUUUCAGACCUUUUGGUCUGCUUUCUUCUAGCAGCAAACCCACUUGUACAGGCGGGGUUACUGUCAGUCAAAUCCUACUGCACAUGUCUUGGAAGACAUCUUUACUUUUUAGGUUUUAGGUCGCACCUCUCCUUUGUGCACGGGGGGGCCAGGACAGACCAUGUAAGGCUCUAUUGGGUCUGGCUGGGAUGGAGUUAACUUUCCCCACAGCAGCCCCCAUAGUGCUGAAGGGUCUCUUGCCUACCCCAGUGAAAACCAGCAGCUUCCAGCACUGUCCUGGGGCUUGGCCUGUGCCUGCUGAGCCAGUUCAGUACUCUCAGAGCCCUGUCGUUAGGGCAGGGACCCAAACCACCUCUGAGAACGCCUUGGCUGAGACGGGGAUGCAGACUACAUCUGAGGACAUGACAGUAGAGACAGAGACCCAAACUGCAUCUGAGGACACCAUGGCGGCGAUAGGGACCCAACUAACAACUACAGUAGUGGAAAAGAAACAGUGGACAAGGAGGUCAACGGGUCCAUAUCAUCGAUUAGCAAGGGAAGAGGAGGAGGAGGAAGGUUUUGAUCAAGAAGCUGGUCCUUCAGCAAAGAAAUGGGAGGCAGGAGUGAGAGAAAUCAGGCAGGAGGUGGAAACCACCUGGCCCCUGACCGCGUCGUCAGAACUUGGAGAGAUGCGGAAAGAUGACAGCCGCCAGCCAGGUGAGCGGAUUGCUGCCUCACUGCUCUGAUGCUGGGAUAGCAGGGCCAACAGUCAGCAACUGGAAGGUAAGGAAGCCCAACAGUGCCUCCAACGGGCCCCAGCAAAGCCCAGAUAAGGCCCAGGGGCGCUCUGGAGGGUAAUUAGGGGCCUUUGUAGGGAGUGUCCCCAGAGCUGGACACAGUACUGCGGGUGGGGUCUUGCCAGAGCAGAGCAGAGGGGCAGAAUCACCUCCCUCGACCUGCUGGCCACGCUGCUUUUGAUGCAGCCCAGGAUACGGUUGGCUUGCUGGGCUGCGAGCGCACAGUGCCAGCUCAUGUCCAGCUUUUCAUCCACCAGUACCCCCAAUCCUUCUCCGCAGGGCUGCUCGCAAUCCCUUCAUCCCCCAGCCUGUAUUGAUACUGGGGGUUGCCCUGACCCAGGUGCAGGACCUUGCACUUGCCCUUGUUGAACCUCAUGAGGUUCACAUGGACCUCCAGCCUGUCCAGGUCCCCCUGGAUGGCAUCCCAUCCCUCAAGUGAAUCAACUGCACCACUCAGCUUGGUGUCAUCCGCAAACUUGCUGAGGGUGUACUGUAUGGUAGCAGUGCUUAUUUGAGCCCUUCUCUUGCAGCAGGUAGAUGAGGUAUGUCAGCAUCCUGCCGUGACCUCCUGACAGGUAGUUUCUGCAGCUGCCUGUAUCCACAUGUUCCCCUCAUCACGGAGUGAUCAAGCUUGUGGGGGCCUGUUAGGAGUUUUGGUGUAACUCAUUGCUGAAAUGGUAAACUCUGAUUGUUUUCCAUCAAAACUGAAAUUCCAUUCAUUUGAUGUUCAAGUUCAGCUGUCAUUUGAACUAGUACAAACUGUGUCCCUGAUCCAGGGGUGAAAUCAGCUCAUCUUAACUCACAGUACUCCUUCUGGGUUAUUAGCUUGUCCCUUACCGACUUCUCAUUAGCUGUGUUCUCCAAAACUUCUGUAGGCAAACUAUCUUGCCCCACAGAGAUGAGAAGAGCUCCUUCAUGGAUUUCAUGGGUCAUGGCCUGAGGAAAUGAAGGCUUCAGAGGUAGUGGUCUACAAACUUCUCCCCAGAGCCCCCCCCCCGUGCCACAUGCAGUUGGGCCACAACAGGAUCAGGGAACUGAAUCAAAUUUAGAAGAAAAAUCUUAAUUAGGCUGGGGGGACAUGUAUGUUUAAUUCUGUUCCUGUUGAUUUCAGAAGAAACAAAAUGUGUUUCCUCUUCACCUGGGCUCUGACUGUAUGGAACUCAUUUAGCUUUUGGAAGAGAAGAGUCUUAAGGUGCACAAAUCAAGAGAAUAUGAAGAAACAAAAUGAUUCUCAAAAGGAUUUUAAUGAAAGUCUUCUCUUUUAUUUGAAUGGUUGCCAUAUUUAGAUAAUUAAGUAGAAUUGUCAUAGGAAUGAAAAUCAUCUUUCCCUUCUUCCCAAGGAAUCCGAAAAAUGUCGCUAUGUACAGAAUUUACAAUUAUAUGCAACAGUUUAUUGUUAUUCUGGACUCCAAAAUUUGGGAUCGCAGGUAAAAACGGCCACACCAAAGCUAGAGCAGGAUGUGUCCAUCCUGUACCUUUCACAAUGUUCUGUAAACUUUACCAGUAUACUUUCAAAAUGAUAGCUCUUCCAAGGAUGAGAAGCUUUCCUCACCUGAGAUCUUGCUACUGUAUACAAUUUUCAUAAUCCACAGCCUAAAUAAUUAAAUUGGAUUCCUUUUAGAGCAGGUGAGAAGUCAGGCAAAAUGGGCCAGAUGAGCAGAUGUGUUUAGAUUUCUGUUUUCUGUUGGUGUCAGAUGAAAGAUGAUAUAAAGCAGGUGUAAAAAAAUAAUGAUAAAUCAGUAGAUGUUAGGCAUCUAGUAACUUUGGGAUUUGGAUGGAAAUCCUUCAUUUCAUGAAUUUUCUUGGUAAUUUUUGCCUUUCACUUACAGAAGUUUCCUUUGUUUUCAUGAAUUAUUUGGCAGAAAGUCUUUCUGUUUUGGUUCAAGCUGCUGAACCUCCAUAACUUCCUCUCUAACUGUAUUCGACAGCCACUACAGACACCGAGUUUCUCUUUAAAAAUUAGAAACCUUGAAGAACUCUGAAAUACUUCUGAAAUACAGCAUCAUUAUCUCUAACUUAACAUUCAAUCAAAUGUCCACUGAGAGAAUUUCUAAGAUCCACGUGCUAUUAAAUGAAUUGGAACUCAGUCCUGGUGUGUUACUAGUAGGACUUUGCUUCUGUACUCAGCUUAAUUUUCCAGUCUGAAUCUACACGGCUGCUCUGCAGUAAGGAAAAUUGCUCUGAGCUGGUGGGAUCGGAGGUUUGUAACAAAGUGUGCUGGAAUGCACCCUUGUUGCUAAUGAGUGGAAGUGAGCAUACGGUGGCUGCAAGAUGUCCUCCGUAACCUGAAUUGUCGGUCUUGGUCCACGUCAUGGUUAGCAGGUCCCUUCCGAGAAACCUUGGGAACAGACGUCCUUGCUGUGCACCUCAAACAGACAGCUCCGAGACAGUGCAGUGGUAGAAACUGUGCUUCCCCGUCAGUCCUAAAGGAGUCCUCCUAAAUCACGAUUAAGGUGCGAUAACAGCAUGAAGGUAGACUGCUGCUGCCAGCAUCGCCUCGGUUUGGCACAUAAAUAGCAGCUUUCAGUCCCCUUAUGCAAGUGCAUAAAAUGCAUAGUAAUAAACUGUGACUUACCCCACUUUCAGGUGCCUGGCCAUAUGAAAAACAGUUAGCCACCUAAAUCUACUGCUACACAAAUAUGCUACCAAGGGCAGGUGAUAGGCAGCAGCAGUGUUGCACUGUGAGCAGCAUUAUUUAGAUGCGUUCUUCCUGGGAUCAUGAUGCACCCAAGGUUUACAUGUUAGCAGGCUUGGCUUUUUAAUUAGGGAAAUGAAGCAUCCAUAAGCAGCAAAACAAAACAAGAGGCUUGAAAUCAUCCUCAUUUUGUAUUAUACAGAAUUUCUAUAUUCAUCAGUACACAAGCGAUUGCUAAACAGGUCCUCACUACAUUUACUUGCAAUUCAAAACAAGGUGGUGGUUAUGCAAACAGGUUAGCUUUGUGGAGGCAUCUCCAGGGUGAGCUUAACCCUGUCCUGUUUGGUUCCUCUUGUCUAAGUCUUAUAGGUCUGUAAAUGUUCAUGUUGUUGUACAGAACUGCGGAGUUAUCGGCCACGUAGUGCGGCUGAUAGUAGUUAGCCUGGAUGGCCUUCUGUGGUGGUGGGGCUGUGAAUGAGACAUAGCUGUGGAAGGAAUUAACUCUAUGGAGAGGUGACUGGGGGGUGAAGUUGCUGCUGAAUAUGAGAGUUCUUGGGGUUUGCUUGGUCUGGUGGGUGCUGCCAGCUGAGAGGCUGCUGAAGGGAUCAGAAAGAGUGUUAGCACUUUCCUCGUUGCUGUAGGGAAGGCUGCGCUGGGGCGCCCAGCUCUUCCUGAACAGGAAGGGCAUGGUACGUGGUGGAGACUUUGGUCCCCUCACUGGCUUGGACAGUGCGUAAAGGUGUCGGAACUCUUCAUCAAACAGCUCCACAACUUGACCCGUGAACUUGGAGAGGAGGUUGCGGUGAACCUGGCCGCAUAACCAUGUGAAGCUGGAAGGAGAGACAAGGUGAGGGUUAGCAUUAACAUCAGCUAUUAGGAACUGGAGAUCCCUGCAGGGGUGGUGCGAAAGGCAAAUGUGUUUUACUGCUGAAGUUCCUUGUCUAAACACAGGAGGAAGAUGGUGUCGCAGUUGAAUUUCAGGUCAGUUCACAUCAGUGCUCUUUGACUUGGAUCAAGCUUUAUUAUUGCAGCUGCCUCUAAAACCUUCAAGAAACCUUGUAAAGUUAUACAACCUCCUAAAGGAAGCAGUGAUCCAGAUCCACUGCAGGACUAAAUGUCAGAUACAAUACCCAAGGUUUGGGCAUCUGUUCCAUGGAAAGGAGUUUAGACCCCUCUUUUGGGUACCUCUCUUUCACGCACAAUGCUUAAAUUCAGGUCUUACCACAUCUUGUCUGCACACACAUAAAUUGUACCUUCCCUGCAGAAUGCUGUGCCAGUUGGUAACUCUCACUUACUCAAAACUGACAUUAGAAAGACUAGCGAAAAAUAACCAUCCUUUGUUUUUAUUUUGCCACACUUUUCCUGCAUUGGUCCAGAGAAACACAUAAAAAGCCAACCUGUCACAUCCCACUCCCACUAAAUAAACUGCCACACCUGACAAAUGCUUAUUUUCUUCAUUACAGAGAAAAUGAAAUUAUAAAUAUUUCCUACAGCCUUUCCAAAAAUAAAAAUACCACUUUGCUAUAAAGUAAGGGAGAAACACUGCAAUAGUUUUCAUUCUGGUAGUCCAGAGACACAGCUUAGGAUACCCCAUAGUUCAUAAAUGAUUUUUCUUUUGUGUGCUUCCCUAAUCCACUCAGCAAACAUAAAUUUGUGCUCUUUUACAGAACCACAAGCCAUCUUGAUUGUGCUGUGCAGCCUGCCUUGUCUGAGCAGCAGCAGCAGCAUCAAUAAAAUGAGCAUAGUUGAGAGAAUGAAAUGUAAUUACUCCCUGAGCUGACCAGGGCUCGAGCUGUGCAGCAGAGGAUACAGAGCAGCGUUGGACUUGAACCUGAGGUUGUUCUGUGUUGGCAAAACUCUGCCACGGUUAUUCCUGCGUGACUUUAUUAGCUACGCUGGAUGUGCACAAGGAUUGCUGAGAGCCAGAUUUGGCUGUAGGUGUGUGCACUUUAAAUCUUGUUCUUGUCAUGUUUUGACAAAACUCCUGUGAAACUCAGUGGGACUGACAGCCUGAGCUGAUGCUAAGGGAAUAAAGACAGACAAUUUGCA